Plasmodium cynomolgi strain B is the source of this 8574-nucleotide messenger RNA. RefSeq lists its product as hypothetical. The transcript is spliced from 2 exons. NCBI's taxonomy places the organism in Eukaryota, Apicomplexa, Aconoidasida, Haemosporida, Plasmodiidae. The coding region runs from base 1594 to 6228 and encodes 1544 amino acids. The record is from RefSeq and is a predicted model, not a curated record.
AUGGAAGAAGCCAAAGAAGGAGCUCCCUUGGAAGAUAAAUGCUCAGGAAAUGAAGAACCCAAAAAAGGGAAAACAACCAGAAGAUGUAAAAAAGUAAAAGUGUUACACAAAACGAAAUCGAACGAGAAGAGGAAAAAAUCGUCCAAGAAUUUUAAGACCUUUAAAACGUUCAGAUAUUUUAAGCCCUUCAGACAUUUUAAAAAUUCGAAAAAUUUGAAAAAUGUGAAAAAUUGUAAAAGUCAGAAAAAGAGGGAAAAAGAAAAGGCAAAAAAGAGAGCCAAAAAGAAGGCGAAGAAAAAUGCCCCCAAGGGGCUCCUGCCUGUGGGGCAGGCCAGACCGACGGAACUCCAAAAUGAGGAAGACGUCACUCUGGGCAACGUGGAGAACCAGCUGUCAAACCAGCUGUCAAACCAGCUGUCAAACCAGACGUCAAACCAGCUGUCAAACCAGCUGUCAAACCAGCUGAGCCCAACGCAAAACAUGGCCAAUUCGAGCAAUAGUAGCAAAACAAAGUGGAAAAAUAUUAGCAGCAAUGCUGGAUAUGCCGCUUUGGCUGAGGAUAAAUCUGUUCCUAACCAUUCUGAUGAGCAAAAGAGGGGAAGCGUCAACAAUGAUUAUGAAAUUAAAGGCAGUGUAGAUGAGGACCACCCCUUUUCAGUCCACACCGAUGUAGCCAUGGAAAAGACACCACCUGUGGAAUCGCAAGAAGGAGAUAACCUUAACCCCGUAGUGGAAAAGAACUUGCCAAAUAGGGCAACACAACUGGUUGUCACCAUACAGCAAUGCCAAAAAAAAGCAUGUAGGGAAGCAAAUUGGACCGUUUUGGAGCCCCACAUGGGUAACCUUCAAAGGAACUGCUGCCGCGGAGGAGAAGAAGAAAUGGCUAAGGUGAAUGGAAGCGGGAUCAGCAAACAGAAUGACCCGAACGAACCGCUGCAAGAUGACAUGCAUCGCGCAGAGCACGAAGCAGAGGCACGAUAUCACCUAAUAGACCCACUAGGAACGAAACAAACAUCGAGAAUUCAAUUCAGAGAGCUCAUCUCAUCGAUGAAAGAUGACACCAAAAAUAUCAUCACGAUAAUGGAAAACCUCAGCGAAGAAAAACUGCUCUAUUUAACCAUCCCAUUUAGCGAAAAUUACGACAUUGUAAAAUAUUUCAAUUUCCUGUCUCUGGAGAAAAUAAAAAAAAUGAUAAACUUGCUUCAUGUAGAUAAUUACAAAAAUUUUAUUCUCUCAUUUAACCAAAAAAAAAUAACUGAAAUUGUGAACCACGUGUCUAUUAACACAUCCAUUAGUAUACUCUUAAAUCUAGCCAGCAACAAAGUAGCAUACAUAUUAAACCAUAUAGAGGAAAAAAUCCUCAUCAAUUUGUUGAAUGGGAUACCUUUAUGUAAAUUUUAUCACAUUGCAGAAUGCUUACCUAUGCAAAAAAUAAGUCUCUUCUCAAUCAAUAUAACUUACGAAAAAUUGUAUGUAAUGUUCAACUCGUUGCCGUCUAAAAAAUUACAUCAGCUAGCCAAUAAUCUCUCUGUAGAAACUCUCAACAAGUUGAUAAAUGAAUUGCCUUUAUACAAAUCUGUUAAGGUGUUGAAAAUGUUACCCCCUUUCAAAAUUGCACAUUCGAUUAACGUGAAGGAAUUGACUCCUCUGUUUGCCUCUGAAAUUGGGAGAUCUUUCAAUGCGCCUGAAAUUAUAGAAAUUGUGAAUUACCUAAAUGAGGGGAAUGCAGAUAUUUUACUCAGUAGAUGCAACUUAACCAAAAUUAUUCUCUACAUAAAUUACAUUUCAAUAGAAGAGUUUAAAUCUCUCACUCGAAAAUUGCCUACUCAUUUUUUGACACAAAUUGUUAAUGAUAUAUCUUUGAAAUUACUCGUGGAGUUGUUCGUCUCUCUGCCUGAGGAGAAGGCCGUUCCUUGCUUGUAUGCCCUCACGCAGAGGAAGCUCAACUUUGCUUUGCGCGUCACUUCGACGCAGAGGGUCAUAAUAGACAUCGUGUUGCGGCAAGGCGGGAGCUUCGAGCGGGGGCGCCACUCCACCGAAGCAACUAUGGACGUGACUACCACUGUUGCUACCGCCGUUGCCAUCACCGCUCCCAAUAUGGCUGCUCCCAACACGGCUUCUCCCAACGCGGUUGCUACCACCGCUGCUACCACCACUGCUACCUCCGUUGCCACCAACGCUGCCACUCCUACUAGCUACACCCAUGCGGAUGCCGCGCACCCACACAGGGAGCUGGUCAACAUGAUCGAUGAACACAAUUUGGCCCUCCUCCUUAACCAGCUGAACGCAGAGGAGUAUGCCCCAUUCUGCAAUUUGUUGUGCCAAGACAAGGUGGAACACAUCGCCAACUCCGUCUGCGUGGACUGCAAAGCCGCCGCAGCGCUUAUCCUUCAUUUGCCGCUUACAAAAAUGAUUGAGAUUCUCCAAAGGGCAAGACAAAAACGAAGGGAAGAAAUGACGAAAUAUAUGCCAACCUUUGUCUCCCACAUGGUCCUCCACAAACCAAGUAACAAAAAGUGCAUGAACAAGAUAGAACAAAUGUUUAUCACUUGCAAAUUACUACGACUGAGAAAAGUUUUUAGGAACAGUAAAAAAAUUUCCACUCUGAAAAAAAAAAAGAAAAAAUUAAAAUGUUACCUUUUGAGAAAAAAAACAAAUGACAUUAUACGUAGCAUUAAUGUGAAAAAUUAUUCCAAGUUUUUGAACUCCAUUUCUUGUGCCAAAAUUGUGGAAAUGAAUCGCGUCAUCGACAACAUCAUGUGCAGGCAUCCAUACACUGAGCCUAAAGUUAUGGAUUGUCUUUUCUUUUUCUUUAACUUUUUUGCGAAAAUCGAGGCCUCGAAGUGGAAGACAGAGGGGAGGACCCUACAGUGGUUAACCAAGGACAAUGCGAAAAAUGGGGAGCAGCAGCAACAUGGGGAGGUGCCCCCAAAUGGGGAACCCCUGCAUGACACCUAUAAGCAGACCAAACUGUGCCCCCGCGAGGGUAACACAAAAACAGGGCAGUUAAGCCCCUCCCCUGCGAUAACCAAAAGGAACCCCUCCUUAUAUGACACGACGAUAAAAAAAAUUACAACCCAUGCAAUCCAUACAAACCAAAGGGGAAUAAGCCAAGUGGCGACGGAGACAGGAAAAUGCAAUCCCACCAUCAACAAAGUGAGGAGCUCCUUCUACACAUUUUUAGUACACUUUGUUUGUUUCAUAAAAAUGCACAUAGAAAAGUACGUACUACAGAGUUGGGGAGAUUGGCACCACGUGGGAGGAGAGAAAGAGCCUCCCCCCAUUUGUCCACCAAGCGGUUUACCCUUAAAAGGGGAAUUUCCAUCAAAUCACGAACAGGGUAGUAUCGACCCCCUCGAUGAAGACUCCAGUGUGAUCGAACCCUACCCCCAAUGCAGAACGACAUCCAGAAUGCUGACCCCUACCAACAGUAAGUUAAUCUUCAACAGUGUCAGAAAAAUUAUGAAAAAUAUAUUCUACUCUGUUAGGAAGAUAAACCAAAUAGGGAAUCCUUCCCUUGUCUUGAAGCACAUCUCUAUGAUUAACAUCAUACGGGCUGAUAUAGUACAAUGCAGAAGUGAAAGGAGGAAGGAGGAUUUAAAAAAGAGGAGUGGAUGGGACUACUCCAUGGGGACUCCAAUAAAGAGUAUACGUAUUAAAGAUGGAAGAGCCACCAUCAUUGGGGUUAAAAACAGCGCCGAUGUUAUCCGCCAGAGUAGCAACUUCUUCAGUGAAAAAUAUCCACUCGCAAAAAAUAUAUUCAGCGAAAUGGAAAAAAAAAAUUGCACAAAUGGGGCAGGCGAUGGGGAGAGAACUAAAGAGAGAACUAAAGAAGCUAUGACAACAUUAGAAGAUGUUGUGAAGAAGGAGGAGAAGAAGAAAGAAUCUAACUACACCAUAGGAAUGCCACAAAAUGGUAUGACCACAUGCGCACUUAAGGAAGGGGAAACUCUCGAAUUGAGGAACUUUCGUACAAAUGCCAAGGGAAUAAUUGGCUCUGUGUUCAACGUGAACAAAAGAGAGUCAUGGAAAUAUGACCCACUUGUUAAUGAUCAAGGGGAUAACCACAUCGCAGAAAGAAGCGAUCGAAAAAAAGACACAAAUGAACGUAGAGCUCUCAUUAAAAAAAGCAAAAAAAAUUACUUGAAGAAGUUAAAGAAUAUCCCCCAAAUGGCCAGUUUUAAAAGAUUCACACGUAGAGAUAAACACCUCAGUAGUAGACCACGUAAAGUUACACCUCCAAAUGUAAGCAUAAAUGCUCCAAUGGGAAAUUGCCAAAUAGAUCGACAAAAAAGCAGAAACACUACUGCUAACCCGCGCAUUAAUGAGAAAGCAUUUUUUUCCACCCCAAAUAGCCAAACAGAAGAAGUACCAUCGGACGUGUCCACUAAAGGGAGGAAAAACAAAGUGUCCCUCUUAAAAUUCAUAUUCGCUUUGAACGAUUCGAAUGAUAAGAAGUACGCUAAUAACAUAACCCUAAUCAUAAAUUUUUUUUUUUUGAAAAAAAAAAUAUUUCUGAGCAAGUGCAAGAACCAAAUUGUGGGAUCUUCUCUAAACGUACUUAUAAAUAAUAACGGUUGUAAGAGGUUAUUAAAUUUUAGUGCACCCCCUAACGACACCUCAUGUUACAUUAAUUCGAACAUUGUAUCUCUGCAAUAUGACGACACGGAUGCUAUUCAAAAUUUGUAUUCUUUGACAUCUAGCAAAUCGGUUCCCAUGUGCACUACACCGGGAAUCAUCCCGUCCACUGAUGUGCAUACCGACUUGUCCACUAUUCCACAAAAGGAGGAACCCAAAAAUCGUUUCAAAAAUAAAAAGUUAUCAACACAAAUGAACAAACAGAAGAAUAACAUGUCAAUUAAAAACAUGUGUAACGAUUUAAAUUCUAGCAUCAUCCUUCUUUGGAAGUCCUCCCAAUUUGGCUACAUCCUCUUAGACGCACAUAAUUCUCUGCAUAUAAGUAUACAUGACCCCUCGAGUCAGUUUUCUCUGAACCUGUUCAGGCAACAUGAUGAUGCAUCCGUAGGGAGAGAUACCUACAGAAAGGGUAACUUAUUUUUCUUGAAAAAGGGGAAGAAAAAAAUGAGCUUCAAAAAGAUCAAAUCGAUGUUCUCAAGGAUAUUAGAGAAGAAGAAAUCUGCCCCAGUUGCGAACAGGUCCAGUGAUGCGAUCAUGGAAAGGAGACAAAGUGGGGCAGGAGGAGACAUGAGGAAAAGACAAAAUGGGGACAAUCUUCUCGAUAGGACUGCUUUACUCCAAAGUGGAAAGAAUCGCCUGAACGAGGGUAAAGGAGACACACCAGGAGACGUCAGCAGCAGGUGGGAUAACUCCGCCAAUGGAGACGGCCACAAACCGGAGAAACACCUAAUCAGUGACGAUAAUGAGGUGUAUUUCGGUGACGAGCACUAUAACUGCUAUGAGGGAGAGGUUCCCAAUGCGUUUGCCAACGAGGGAAGCCAUCUAAAUGGGGAGAAGAGCGCCUCCGUCAGCGGCCCCCUUGAACCCUCCCCCAAAAAUGAAAAGAAUGGCGAACUGGCUUUCCACCAGAAGAGAGCAGCAAACAUGAGGACUCCAAAGAGCGAACGCGCGCACCACACAGAAAAGUCAAAAACUGAAAAAAAGGGAGCAAACGGGGAAGAAGAAACAAGCGGGGAAAACGAAACAAACGGAAAAAACGAAGCAAACGAAGCAAACGAAGCAGACGAAGCAAACGAAGCAAACGAAGCAAACGAAGCAGACGAAGCAAACGAAGCAGACGAAGCAAACGAAACGGACGCAUGCAACAAACACGACAGAGAGCCUUCCCUAAAAAAUAAACACAGCAUAGUGAUCAACAAAUUCAGUAACAUUAUUAACGAGGCACAAAGAAUCCUGUCCAUAAAGGAAAAAAUUAUCAACAAGAAAAUAUUAGAACAAAUCCACGCGAGUUGCAUAUCCCCAAGCUCCCUAACCGAAAGUGAAAAGGAAAAAAUGAGAGAAAUAAAAAACAACGAACUUAACAAAAUUAUGGAAGAAGAAUUGCGCAAGGUAAAUAAAAAUUUCCAACCCAGAGAUACGCACUCGUUUGGAAACACCAGCUACACGGAUGAUGAGUUUAAUAUAAUUCUCUACCUAGAAAAAAGGAAAAAAAAGACCAAAAAGAGGCAAAGAAAAAAAAACAAGUCAUUCCUAUUAAGAGAAAAGAAAAAUAUCUUAUUCCAUUUCGGUUUAAUCGAAGUAAAAUAUUAAGAUUAAAAUUGUUGACUCUUAUUGAAAAUGCUUUAUCUAGUUAUGACGUCAACAUGGGGGAAGGUACCUUCAUCAGUGCAGUGGAUCAACACAGACAAGGUGAAACAAUAAAGGAAUAUAUCGACUCUUCUCCAGAAAAUAUCACCAACGGAUUCGAUUUUUCCCUUGAACAGGUUCCUUCUAACAGUUCUCACAACUUGGCAGAACAGUCCAUUUUUUCAUUUUUAAAUUCGAACCCUUCUCAAGAAAAAUCGAACAUAGAUAUGGUUCCUCUGAAUGGUGAUCCAAAUGGGUUUCAAAAAAAUAGAUUAACCUUAACGAACCAAGUGGAUGACGUCGAUCUAUUCGUCCUGAAUGAUGACAUAUGUAACGACCCCUCCCUCGAAAUGAAUAUAAACAUAGAGAAGAAAGAACGAAAUGCCCUAAUUACGAAUAGUAAGAUCCUCCCAAACGAGAUAAACAAAAAAAAGGAGCACCUACAGUAUGAACAAUUUUAUAAUGGUGUAGAUAUUACCCCAUUUGAACCCUACCACAGCUCCACUGCAACCCUCCUCGCAGAUAAGCAUCCCCCGAAUAAAUGUUCAUCACUGCAUCUAAGCAACAACUCCCACAAUAAAACGAAUACUCACACGAACACGAACAGAACGUGUGAGAGUUCCUACGAAAUUGUAAACAACGUAACAAUGCAUGAGAAAAACAACUCUACAAAAGGGUCAUCAUUAAGUGAAUCGAAUGGAAGUUUAAAUGAUGACACAUAUGUAAAUAAAAUUUCGACAUUCGAAAAUGUGUUGCAAUCGUUUCCUAAAUCUAUUCACCAUUUGGAAGGUGGAAGUGUCCCAAAAGGCACGGCUGCCGCUGCUAAAGGAAAGAACGAAUGGGGGGAAGCCCCAAAGGAGGUACUACAAACACAUAGCAGCUUAUUUUACAAGCAUGACUACAACAAUUUGGAGACGCAUUUAAACCAAAGAGACAGAGCCAAUCAUAUGAACAAAUUGGAUCAGGUUGAUACCGCCUCUCUGACGUUGGAAAAAGGGGAAGAAGAUGCACCUUUGAACAACGUGGAGCAUGCCAAACGGGGCGACUAUUUUGCACCACACAUAGUGGGCCAUUGCAACAAAUCGGAGGAUCUCCACUUGGAAUUAAGUCCACUCGAAAAAAAGUGCGUAAAACGACAUGACCUGUACAACAACGUUGGACAAAACCGCGUAACACAGCACGACGAAGCGCAUUUGGCAGAAAAAAGGGAACACUUCCUAAACGGUUUGCUCAGCCGGAUCCGCAACGAGCAGAACAGGGCUGACCACUUGGGUGACAACUUGGGUGACCACUCGGAUGGCAACUCAGCUGCGAACCCACAUAACGUGCUCGGGGGCGGGGCGGAAAAGGUGGGCCUCCUCAACCUGCACUGCCUGUUCGAAAAUAAGUCGGCGAAUUUUUGCCUGAUCAGCGAGGGCUGCGCUAAGGCCAGCAAUUACGUGAACGACAGCAUGCUGAUUCAUACCAAGCUGUACAAUGAAAUAUUCCACAUAAAGAAGGAUGAUAUGUCUACCUCGGAAAAGUGUUCCAUGCUAGGUAUGUCUAUCGCUUCCAACUCGAGCAACUCGUCAAACUUGUCCAGUAGCCACAACAGUGACAAGCGUCAUAGCGACUCGACGGAAAACCAAAUUAUGUGCAUUCACAAGAAGAAGAAAAUACUUUGUAACAGCUGCGGAAAUGUCCUCAAAAAAAAUCUCCUAAACGACCUGUUCUUCUUCAGAAUAACUAUAAUUAAUAAAAAGUCCUUUCUUUCCAAACGUGUAAAAAUCAACAUAUAUUAUCAGAGUCCUUUGAUCCGUGCCAACUUUGCUUCCAAGGACAAUGUUAGAUAUUCCUUGGAAAAAAAUAUGAUGGAAUAUAAGCUCAAAAUUAUUGCCAUUAAUAAAAAAAAAAUGCGAAAAAAAUUGUCUCUAUCCAAGUCGAAAUUUUUCAGAAAAUGUCUCGAAAUUGAGUUAAUUAGCAGUUUGGACAAUAUGCUAAUUUCUCAGGGUGAAGAAAAAAAAGGGGGGAAAAAAUGCUCAAGGGAUGGCAGCACUGUUCACUCCUCCAUGGACCAUUUCAAUACACAUAAGGAUGACCGCUUGGGGGAUAAAACAGAAACAAGAAAAAAUUUGUCCUAUGAGCAGAUAAAAAAUUAUUCAAAACGCUUGUCCAGCAUGAACCAGUCCUCCGACGAUGUGCCCCCUGCUAUAUACAAUUCACACUUUGCCAUACUAAACUUCAGCAUCCUGGACGAUAAAAAUAAGAAGUAAGAAAUAUGACGUGGAGAGGUUUAUAGUUCCUUCCACACUGUUUUACACCAAUGGGUAG